AUGCUUCUGGUUUGUCCUUGCCUUAAUGUUAAAGUCUAUGCAAAAUCUUUAAAACCUUGUGAGGGUCGAUUCUCAGACUUAGUUGAUGAUUGUGGUGAUAAACAAUUAAUCGAUUCAUUAGGGGAAGUCACUCUUGAUAAAUCUGGUAUAUGCAUAGAGCAUGAGUUCUUAGUAAAUCAACAAUCUUGUCAUCAGUUUCAAUUGUAUGAAUGUCUGAGUUGUAAAACUAAAACACAUCUAUUAGAUGAAGAGGAAGACAUUGUUUUAGUCAACACAAAACUUGAGUCUGAUAGCUCGGUUAUAGAACGACUACAACAAUCUGCAAAUUUCUCUAAACCAUAUAAAAUCAUCUUAAUGAAGCCAACAGAAUUAUCAGGAAAUGCUCCAGAUCCACGAGGAUUUGAGUCACUUCAAACUCAACUAAAUGAAGUCCAAAGACAGUUGAAUGAUUAUAUCAUAGAGGAGGAACAGAAAAUGGAAGCCAAAAUUCGACGGUAUGAAGAGGAACAGAGAACAACAUUCCAACAAUUUAAAGAUGAAGCUAAAGGUGAUAAAAGAAAGAUGAUAAGUCUAGUUUUAAAAGCUGCUGAAUCUGUUGUAGUUGAAGAGAAUGACAAAGAUAUGGAUUACUUCCCUUCCCACAACGAACACAAUAUGCAAUCGAGAAGUCCUGCCAAAAAUAAAUCAAACAAAAAUAAGGCGAAGUCUGGUAUACGAAACACAUCUCAGUCAUUUAGUGGUAGAUAUCACCAGUCAGAUGUGGAUUCAGAAGCAAUGUUUAUGUUAGAUGAAUUAGAUCAAAUACCAAAUGAUGAACCUUUUUAUGAAUCUGAUGAGGAAGGUGAUAUAAGUCCUAUGAAAUCAUAUGAAGACACGCAUCAUUCAUCUAGAUCCAGUCGACAGAAUCUGUAUUCAUCAUCAGUACCUAUAUCAGUACCUAGUAUGUGGGGUCAGAGAAAACAUAGUACCGAAGAUGAAGAUGAUGAGGAUGAGUUGACUCCAUCUGAUCCAGAUCAUUUAGGUGACAGAAUGAAAGCCUUAGCAGAAAGUAUCACUGACACUGGACGAUAUAUCUUUGGUGAUAGACCCAGACCAAGAAUAAACACUGGAGAUUUUGGCCAUUAGCUGAAGCUAGGAACAACUUAUAUUUAACAGCUGAUUAACCAUUAGACUUAAAUAACACUUGAUUUGAAACUUUCAUUUCUGCCCCCAAUCAAACGUAUGAAAGUGGAUUUGUCACAUUCAGUAUGUUCUCAGAAUAAAUCAAAAAGAGUUCUGUUUUUUUAUGGUUGAUUCUAUUCCAUGAAUAUUAACAUUAGAGUCUGAGUAGUCAUUUCAUUAUUUUGAAUAGUUCUGUCAAAAACGUGAAUGGUUUGAUGAGCUGUUAAAUUGAGAUUUUUCUAAUCAUGGGCAUUUGUAGUUUUUUAGUCUCUUUCUAUAUUUUGUACCGAUGUAAAUAGUUAAAAAUAGUCAUUAGUUAAUGAUUGUCUUCUCAUUUUAUAUCAAAAUUGUUUUCUUUAAGAUAUUAUAAUUCUCUAUGUGUAAAAGUAAGACUUGUUUCUCUUUAAGAAUUGAUAAUCGGGCAUUAUGUAUUGCUAAAGUGUACCUCAGAAUAUGUCCUCAGAAAAUUGUACAAGAAAUUUUAGUGAUCAGGGAUAUAGGCAAAAAAAAACCCUGGAUAUGGCAAGACAUAAAAAAACAUACAAUUCUGCAUAGAUAAAAAACUUUGAAGCCUGAUAAAAACCAAUGUUCUUUUAUGUAUUCUCAUAGUCAAAAGACUUAAUCCAAAUUUAAGGCAUAAUAUUUUUGACCUUAAGAGGAUUGUAAAGAGGUUUUCUAAAGUUUUAAAUAGAAAAUUAGAAAAGUUCAUCGAGCCAUUCUGAUGAUAAUACAAGUUUAAUGUUAGUUUAAUAUAAGUUCUUAUAGUUAAAACUAAGCAAUAAGAUAGAGGUUGUAUUUUGUAAAUAGAUGUUAUUAUUUUAAAACCAAAAAAAUGUGCUUUCAAAGUCAUAGUGCUUAUCUAGUGUGGCCAUAUAAUCAGGGUUUGAUUUUGGUUGUAUAUUUUGUGUCAUUUAAAUCAUUAUUUUUUUUCAUAUGUUUGAUACUUGUAUGUCUAGGGCACUUUUUAGAAUUAAAAACUGAAGUCUGGUUGUAAUUUAAACUAAAAUUCAAGGGCAGAUGAUGAGUUAUAUAUAAUGUGAUUGUAAACUAAAUAUUAAGACAACUUCAAUCCUUUAUAGGAUGAGUUUGCAUUUAAGUUGUUUUCAAUUUUUUUUUAUGUGAACUUAUUAAGAUUCUGAUUUUACAUCAGGCCCGCAGCUACAGGACUGUUUACAUACUGUAUAUCAUUAAAAAGAAUUGAUAUAACAAGAUAUUUAUUAAGUUAUUUUUUUUUGUUAACCCAUACUGUAUGCUGUUACAGUCAAAACCAUACUGAACUUUUCAUACUGUUAUUUCAUUUGUUUAUAUUCAUUUUGAGGUUUUUCAUCUUACACCAUUAUUUAGAGUUUACUGAUAUUCAUUCUGAUGCUUCCAUUAUUCUAUUUAAUUUAAUAUAUUUAUACAUGCUUACAACUUUCUUUCCAAACCACACAAGUAGUAGUAUUUAUCAUAUUGUAGCUAUUGGUGCUACCAGUGAUAAAGCUUAAAUUUUCUACUAUGUUACUUGUGCUAGUGGCUGAUAGAGCUUAAAUUUAGUCACCAGUAGAUGACUGUUUUCCUUUAAUGUCAAGAAUGGCACUAUUUGCUUGUCAAUUACAACUAAUGCAAACUUUUUCUUUUCAUACAUUUCCUGUCUAAAGUCAGUAUGAAAAAUAUCAUUCACAGUUAUUUUCAGUUUUCCUUGAUCACAAUCGAAUAUUAUUUGAUUUUGAAAGGCUUUCACUUUGUCACUUACUUACUAAUCUUCUUAUUAGACUAUUUAUUCUUCAAAAUGCAAAUUUUUUUACCACAUCUUUACCGUUUUGUCUUUUGAAGGGUAGCACCAUUUGGAAUGAUGAUCACGAAGUUUGGAACUUUCCUUAAUCUUAAUUGUGUAGUAAUCAAACAAAAAUUUGUUUGAACAUAAAAUUUAAAAAGAAAUUUGACAUCAAGUAGAAUUAUCACAUGAAUUUAUUUUCUCAUAAUAAGAUCUGUUGUAUAUAUUCACUUAAAAUACAAAUACUAUUAAUCCGAUACUAAUACAGACGACAGUCUAAAUACACUAAUUAUCAUUAUUUACAUUUCAUACUAAUUACUAUUUAGUCAUUUUACCAUUCAACCUUCACUGUUUGUUACUUACCGUGAGUAGAACAAUAUUCUAGUCCUGAAAUUGAUACGAGUGCCAUUUUAACAAGAAAAUAUCUACUUUUAUUCAAUAUUUUUAGU
Molecule: messenger RNA, 3366 nt
Organism: Lottia gigantea (owl limpet)
Lineage: Eukaryota; Metazoa; Mollusca; Gastropoda; Lottiidae
Exons: 10
Coding region: 1-1125 (374 amino acids)
Biological process (GO): negative regulation of TOR signaling; negative regulation of protein kinase activity; neurotrophin TRK receptor signaling pathway
Cellular component (GO): cytoplasm
Source: RefSeq, a predicted model, not a curated record